This is a messenger RNA of Raphanus sativus (radish), 880 nucleotides long. RefSeq lists its product as uncharacterized. Bases 105 to 746 code for a protein of 213 amino acids. The record is from RefSeq and is a predicted model, not a curated record. NCBI's taxonomy places the organism in Eukaryota, Viridiplantae, Streptophyta, Magnoliopsida, Brassicales, Brassicaceae. Gene Ontology annotation, cellular component: extrinsic component of endoplasmic reticulum membrane. The transcript is spliced from 6 exons. Gene Ontology annotation, biological process: vacuolar proton-transporting V-type ATPase complex assembly.
CUCUCUCUCUCUCCGUGGGAUCGAUCGCUUUUGUUGUACCACGUUCUGGUGUGAGAGCUUUGAUCUGGAUCACUCGUGUGUUUGUUGGAAGCUAAAAUCGAGAGAUGGCGGGAGAUGAAGAGAUUGAGAUUUACGAAGAAGGAGAGGAGGAAUCCAUUGAAGCGAAAACUGAGGGAGGAGAUGAUGAGAAGGUGUUGCAGUUUUUAGAUUCGUUAGAUGGGUAUCUAACGCUUAUGGAUUCUCUCAAUUCAAAGCUACGAGAGGGAUGGUUUGAUCUAGCAAGUGCUCGACACUCUAUGGGAACUUUACGUAUCACCAGCACUCUCUUAGACCUCAAGGAUCAUUCCGCUGCUUCCACAUUGCAAGUCUCUGACCAAGAUGUUGAAUCUUUGGGACCAGUACCUCGUUUUGCUUUGUCCAAGUGGGCUUCUAAGGGCGGCAGUGGGAAAGGCAAAGACUUCUCUACUGAUGCAGAUUUCGAGAUGGGCUCUCCUCGUUCCCCACAGCUACGGCAUCGAGGCGUUUCUGAAGAGAAACCAUCACCCAAGGGUGAGACCACCGUGUUAGCAGCUGAUGAAGAGGUUAAGAAAGAACGGGCCAAGUCUCUGUCGGUAUUCGGAGGUCUAGUCUCCCCUAAGCUGCGUGGUGCUCAACUUUCAUUUGAGACAGCUCUUGAAACUCUUGUGGAAAUAGCCAACACACGAUCAUCCAUGUUAGCUGCCUUUGAGCGGAUCACGAAGAAGUAAAGACAGAAUGUGCCAAUGCGUUAGUUCAAUUUUUGAGUUUGUAACUACCACAUUCUGUGUAAUACACAAGUAUCUAUUUUGAUCAGAAUUGCUUGCUUUACAGCACCAAAUAAUAUACACAACAUUUUGGAGCA